UUUAAUGUGUCUUAAAACAUGUCUGGAGGGGAUCUUUAAAUUUAAUUUUAUAAUUUAAGUUAAAUCAUCCAGAAAGUGGCGUGUGUUCAGUUUAUGCUGCAUAUUGAUAUUCUCUGUUUGUAAUAGGUCAAUAAAAAUUAUUUAGAGACUCUCUGAUUGGUGCAAACCGUUGUCAUUAACACGUGGGCCAGAUCUGAUUGGUCGACGUCACAUUUUUGUGGGACAUGCAUUUGACAGGAGGAAGUAGCGACGUUCUAGGAAACAAGGGAGCUCCUUUCUCGGGAGGUUACAUGACAUAAAAUAACAUCUGUAAUGUAAGGCCGCUAAUUCACAAUUUGUGGAAAGAUAUGCCUUAAUGUAUUUCAUACGUGAGUAUGUUAAAGGAAUGCUUUUUUCAAUGCAUGUGUGUUUUUUCCCUCAGAGAUAUCGGCUGUGUUGCUGCAGCUUGCUAGCUUGACUCGCGCUGGCGGUUAGCGUCUUAUUUCAGGCGGUUACACUUUCCAGUCUCCCUUUUUUGUGUGUUAAAUGGCUACAUUUUUCUCUAAUUUCCAGUAAGUGUCAGACUACGCUUUUCGCAUUAAAACCAACAAUUUUGUUAAUCUUGCCAACAUACCAGGUUCGCGUUAUUACGGAGGCUAAGGUCAGCUAGCUGUUUGAUAACUGGUUAAAUGCUGAUGUGACAGGUAGGUUUUUGUUUGUGGUACAUUUGACUAAAAGCCGCUUUACGGUUAUGGUGAUAAUGCAGCCAGGUGUCAACACUGCAGCCGGUGAAGCGCAGCCUCGCUCCGGUGUGAGCUGCUCUGAAGCAGCCGAUGACUCACUGAGAAGAUGAGAAAAACCAAACCAUGCUGCCUCUCUAACUGAGCUGAGGCCAGCAUAAGGGAGACGACUUCUCGUCCGUACAUCAUCCAGAUGAGGCAUGCUGGAAGUAUGCAGCCCGUGUACAGAAGAGAUGCUGGAGUCUGGCACCAAACAAGAAGUCUUCUUUACAAGAAUCUGCUUAUCAAAUGGAGGACCAAGCAACAGAGUUUGCAGGAACUGAUCUUACCUCUGCUGCUGCUGGGUCUGCUGAUACUCAUCAGCACCCUGAACCCUCACGUUUAUUAUGGAGGCAUCAGCACCAUGGAGCUGGAGCGGGACGACCACUUCUUCAAAGGCCUGGGAUACACACCAAUCACUAACAUCACCAACCACAUCAUGGAGGAGGUGGCCCAAGAGAUGCACAUGCAGGAUCAUCUGGAGAUGUUUGCCAGCGAGGAGGACCUGGAGAACGCCAGCCUGUACGAGCCGUCCAGCUACGUCGGCGUUGUGUUCAUGGACAGCUCUGCCACGUCUUAUAGGCUGCGCUUCCCGUACAACCAGCUGCCCCUUCCCAGCGAUUACACAGAAUCCAUCGCCAACUGCUUCGCCAGCUCGGUGAACUGCAGAGCGGCUAAUUACUGGUACUCCGGCUUCAUCCGCCUCCAGUCUCUGAUCGAUGCCGCCAUCAUCCAGAUGCAGACGAAGCGCUCGGUGUGGAGCGAGAUGGACCUGAAGGUGGUGAUGAUGGGUCAGCCGGGCUCCGUGGAGGUGCAGAAAUUCCCGCACGCCCUCAUCUCCAUCUACCUGGUUCUGGCUUUCACACCCUUCGUCACUUUCCUCAUCGUCAACGUGGCAGCUGAGAAGGAACACCGCCUCAAAGACACCAUGACCAUGAUGGGGCUCUACGACACCUCCUUCUGGUUGUCGUGGGGCCUCCUGUAUGCCGCUCUGGUGACCACCAUGUCCAUCCUGAUGUCCAUCAUCGCUACGUACACGGCCCUGUUCCCUAACAGCGACUUCUUUGUCAUCUUUUUCCUCAUCUUCCUCUAUGGAAUAUCAUCUAUCUUUUUCUCCUUCAUGCUGACUCCGUUAUUUAAGAAGCCCAAGUUUGCCAGCACGGUGGGCUCCAUGCUGACGGUGGUGUUCGGCUGCCUGUCGCUGUUCACCGUGCUGAUGAAGGACUUCCCGCAGCCACUGGUCUGGCUCCUCUGUCUGCUCUCCCCCAGCGCCUUCUCAAUCGGGAUUGCACAGGUGGUUUACCUGGAGGCUCAGGGAGACGGUGCUGUGUUCUCCUCUCUGGCUAACGGCCCUCAUCCUCUCUACGUGCCCCUGCUCAUGCUGGUUGUGGACUGCAUCCUCUACCUUCUGUUGGCUGUCUACCUGGACCAGGUGCUGCCAGGUGAGUUUGGAAUGAGGAGGUCCUUGUUGUACUUCCUGAAGCCGUCCUAUUGGUCCAAACGCAGAAAGCGCUACGUUGAAGUGAGCUCGGUGUACGACACGGAGGUGAACGGCACACCCGGCGGGGACGAGUCCGUCGAGCCCGUCUCACCCGAGUUCAGAGGGAAAGAGGCCAUCCGCAUCAACAACAUCUGCAAAGUGUACAAAGAGAAGGACAACGUGGUGGAGGCUCUGAGAGGCUUGACGUUUGACAUCUACGAGGGUCAGAUCACGGCUCUGCUGGGACACAGCGGGGCGGGAAAAUCCACUCUCAUGAACAUCCUGUGCGGCAUCUGCCCGCCCACCAACGGCUCGGCUACCAUCUACGGCUCCCCUGUGGCAGAGAUUGCAGACGGGUCGGAAAUGAAACAGCUGGUGGGAAUUUGCCCCCAGUUCAACAUCAUCUUUGAUGUGCUCACCGUGGAGGAGCACCUGAAGAUAUUUGCCGCCAUCAAAGGGAUCCCGCCGGCAGACAUCGAUGCUGAGGUUUCCAAAGUGCUGAAGGAUCUGGACUUGGAGAAGAUCAUGACUGCUCAGGCCAAGAAUCUGAGCGGAGGCCAGAAGAGGAAGCUGUCCGUGGGCAUCGCCAUUCUAGGAGAUCCCAAGAUCCUGCUCUUGGACGAGCCCACGGCAGGCAUGGACCCCUGCUCCAGACAUCAGGUCUGGUCGCUGCUGAAGAACCGCAGAGCCGGCAGGGUCACUGUGCUCAGCACACACUACAUGGACGAAGCCGACAUCCUCGCUGAUCGCAAAGCUGUGAUUUCUCAAGGACAGCUGAAAUGUGUCGGCUCUUCCUUGUAUCUCAAGAUCAAGUGUGGUGUCGGAUAUCAUCUCAGAAUGUCUAUCAAUGAGGAAUGUGAAGCUGAGCAGAUCACGUCAUUGGUUGAGAGGCACGUUCCCAAAGCGAAGUUGGCUCGGCAACACGAGGCAGAGUUGACCUUCACUCUGCCCUUUGAGAGCAUGGACACUUUUUCAGGCUUGUUCUCUGAGCUCGACUGUCAACCUAAUCUGGGAAUUAUCAACUAUGGGGUUUCCAUGACGACACUGGAGGAUGUUUUUCUCCGUUUGGAGGCAGAAGCUGAAGUGGACCAAGCUGACUACAGCGUGUUCAAUCGGGAGCAGACGGAGGAUGAAUCCGACAACUUCUCUCAGGACGACACGGACCAGCGGCUGCUGACGUUCUCGGACAGCAAGUCAGAUGUGGUGUCGGGUCACGCUCUGUGGCGACAGCAGUUCAGCGCCGUGGCCUGGCUGCACAUGCUCAACAUGCGCAGGGAGAGGAAGGCCUUCAUUUAUACUCUGGCCUUGUUCCUGGUGUUUGUCGCCGCCGUGCUCGUCCUGUCUCUGGCAACGGGAAACAUCCAGAUUCACUCGCCGGACCGUCAGUUCCUGCCCAUUUACCUCCUCAAAAGGAACCAGGCACCCCGGAGAUACACCACCAGCCUCCUGGUCCAGAACUCGUCAGGCUCUGAUAUUUCCGACUUCAUCCACAACCUGGAGUCUCAGGACAUCAAGGUGGAAAUGAUGAAACAGGGCGACUACAUGGCCGCAGCUCCUCACAGCGCUGCCAUCAACGUAACAGGAUCCAGCAAGGGUUUCAGAUACAGCGUUGCGUUCAACAGCACCACGGUCCACUCCUUACCUAUGGCUGUCAACAUACUAAGCAACGCUCUUCUAAGAGGUCUGAACGGUUCCGGACACAUCCGAACGUGGACCAAACCCUUUGAUUAUCAAAUCCCGGACGCCACGUCGUACGCGCUGGUCUACAUAGAGGCCAUCAUACUGGGGAUGCUGGCAGCUGGGAUGCCGGCCUAUUUCGCCAUGGACCACACCCGGGACAGAGAGAUCAAGUGUCGCUCUACGCUGCGUAUCUCUGGUCUGGUGCCGUCAGCGUACUGGUGCGGUCAGGCGGCAGUGGACAUCCCCUUUUACUACCUCAUCCUGUCCUGUAUGAACAUCAUCCUCUUCUCUUUCCACACUGGAAACCUGCUCAACUCCAGUAACCUCACUGCUGUGGUGCUGUGUACUGUUGGUUUCGGUCCAGCUAUGAUCCUCUUCACUUACGUGUUCUCUUUCGGCUUCGCUCGAGUCCAGAGCAACAGGGAUUUCUUCUCUGUCAUCUCCAUGAUGGUGUGCGUGGUGUCGGCGUCGGUGGUCCAGCUGUCGUUUGUGAACGACAACCCCGGACUGACCAGAAACCUGCACAACGCCUUGUGUUUCUUCAACCCUCUGUACCCUCUCAUGGGCUGCCUCAACUGCAUCACCAAGGCGACGUUUCUCCCGUCUCUGUAUGAGGAGAACUUCUUGUGGAAGAACCUGCUCAUUGCAGUCGUAGCUCCUUAUCUCCAGUGCAUCGUGCUGCUCUUCCUGCUCCGCUGGCUGGAGAUCCGUUACGGAGGGAGGACGAUGAAAAACGAUCAGUUCUGCAGGAUCUCAUCCAAGUCGAAGCCUAAAGUGGAGAGGAACCCAGAGGAAGGACUGAACGAGGAUGAGGAUGUACAGAUGGAGAAGGCCAGAGUGAAGGAGGCUCUCAGCUGCCAGUCCUGUGAGGAGAAGCCGAUGGUGGUCGUGAGUAACCUGAGGAAACAGUACAAAGGCAGAAGAGAAGGUUUUUCUCUCAACAAGACGAGGAAAGUGGCCACAAAGAACAUCUCUUUCUGUGUUCGUAAAGGUGAGGUUCUCGGACUGUUGGGGCCCAACGGAGCAGGAAAGAGCACCAUCAUGCACAUGCUGUCAGGUGACACUGACCCCACUGCAGGACAGGUGCUGAUGGGAGAUUACAGCACAGAGUUUCGAUCGACAGACAACCCGCUGGAGCACGUUGGCUACUGUCCGCAGGUGAACCCUCUGUGGCCCCGGAUCACUCUGCAGGAACACCUGGAGAUCUACGCCGCCAUCAAGGGCCUGAGAGGACAGGACGUACCGGGUAUCAUCAAACGUGUGGUGAACGCUCUGGAGCUGAAGGAUCAUCUGAACAAACAAGCAAAGAGUCUGUCAGCAGGACUGAAGAGGAAGUUGUGUUUUGCGUUGAGUAUGAUCGGGAAUCCUCAGAUUGUUCUACUGGAUGAGCCGUCGUCGGGGAUGGACCCCAAAUCUAAACAACGCAUGUGGAGAGCCAUACGCGCCGCCUUCAAGAACCGUCAGCGGGGCGCCGUCCUCACCACGCACUACAUGGAGGAGGCCGAGGCCGUGUGCGACCGCGUCGCUAUCAUGGUGUCCGGCCAGCUGAGAUGUAUCGGAUCCAUCCAGCAUUUAAAAGGGAAAUACGGUCGAGGUUACAGUUUGGAGGUGAAGCUCAGGGAGGAGUUGACGGGGCUCCAGCAGGUGGCGCUGCUGCAUAAAGAGAUCCUCCGAAUCUUCCCUCACGCCGCCAGACAGGAGAGUUUUGCUACUCUGAUGGUUUAUAAGAUUCCCAUGGAGGAUGUCAAAUCACUGGCCAAGUCUUUCUCCCAGUUAGAGAGUGCCAAGCAAACCUUCAACUUUGAGGAGUACAACUUCUCCCAGUCGACGUUAGAGCAGGUGUUCAUGGAGUUUGCGAAGGAGCAGGAGAACGAGGAGGACGAGCUGGGUUCCCUCAGCACGACGUUCCAGUGGCAGCGGCUGCGUCAGGACGGCGGCGCCGUUUCAGUCAACCACACGGACAGCAUCGUGCACCAGCUUUAAACUCCCACUUGAGAGGGGAGCAGGCCUUU
Messenger RNA from Thunnus maccoyii (southern bluefin tuna), 5930 nucleotides. RefSeq names its product ATP-binding cassette, sub-family A (ABC1), member 5 (gene abca5). Gene Ontology annotation, molecular function: ATP hydrolysis activity; ATP binding; lipid carrier activity. Bases 913 to 5901 code for a protein of 1662 amino acids. NCBI's taxonomy places the organism in Eukaryota, Metazoa, Chordata, Actinopteri, Scombriformes, Scombridae. Gene Ontology annotation, biological process: lipid transport; transmembrane transport. The record is from RefSeq and is a predicted model, not a curated record. The transcript is spliced from 38 exons. Gene Ontology annotation, cellular component: membrane; intracellular membrane-bounded organelle.